CCGCUACGGGAGAGUGUGAUUGGUUGACCUUGCAUCGGCGAAUGGGGCAUGUGGCAUUGCCCAUUUUGCAGCAAAUAGUUAAGCAAGAGAUGGUCAGUGGGAUACGUGUCAAGGGGGAGCCGAAUGAGGGUACAACCCUUCGAACCCUCUUCGUCGCGGCGGCCAUCAAAGGAUGGGUGGUGAAGCAAAUGGAUAUCGUAACGGCCUUCCUCAACGGAGUUUUGGAGGAAGAGACCUACAUGGAGCAGCCAAAGGGGAGGUGAUGCUGAAGCUUCAAGACAAGUUCAAGUGCAAGACCCUUGGUGAUGUCAACUACUACCUUGGGCUUCACAUUGAGCGAGAUGUGGAGAAGCGGUGGAUGCGAGUGCAUCAAAAGAAGUACUUGG
Closterium sp. NIES-67 is the source of this 386-nucleotide messenger RNA. NCBI's taxonomy places the organism in Eukaryota, Viridiplantae, Streptophyta, Zygnematophyceae, Desmidiales, Closteriaceae. The record is from the annotation of a GenBank genome assembly.